Egretta garzetta (little egret) is the source of this 781-nucleotide messenger RNA. RefSeq names its product small nuclear ribonucleoprotein polypeptide C (gene SNRPC). Gene Ontology annotation, biological process: mRNA splicing, via spliceosome; mRNA 5'-splice site recognition; spliceosomal snRNP assembly. The transcript is spliced from 6 exons. The record is from RefSeq and is a predicted model, not a curated record. Gene Ontology annotation, cellular component: U1 snRNP. Lineage: Eukaryota; Metazoa; Chordata; Aves; Pelecaniformes; Ardeidae. Bases 156 to 515 code for a protein of 119 amino acids. Gene Ontology annotation, molecular function: pre-mRNA 5'-splice site binding.
UGGUGACCCCGGCAGGCCGUUCGUGCCUGUUCGAGCCUCGGUUUUAUUGCGAUUACUGUGACACGUACCUCACCCAUGACUCGCCCUCCGUGAGAAAAACCCACUGCAGUGGCCGAAAACACAAAGAGAAUGUGAAAGACUACUAUCAAAAAUGGAUGGAAGAACAAGCUCAGAGCCUGAUUGACAAAACAAUAGCGGCUGCAUUUCAGCAAGGGAAAAUCCCACCUACACCGUUCUCGGCACCACCUCCUGCAGGAGCCAUGAUACCACCUCCUCCCAGCAUCCCUGGCCCCCCGCGGCCCGGCAUGAUGCCGGCCCCUCAUAUGGGUGGACCACCAAUGAUGCCGAUGAUGGGCCCCCCGCCACCAGGAAUGAUGCCAGUUGGACCCGCUCCAGGGAUGAGGCCACCGAUGGGAGGGCACAUGCCGAUGAUGCCAGGGCCCCCGAUGAUGAGACCACCCUCCAGACCCAUGAUGGUGCCAACCAGGCCAGGAAUGACCCGUCCAGACAGAUAAAGGUGGAAAUGAAGCUACCUUGUCUUCCUCGUAUUACAGUUUUCCAUAUGAUAAAAUACCAUAGACCGAUGUCCCUAGGAUUUUGUAUUAAAACAGUGUGUAGAGGAAAUCCGCUGUUAAUUCAGAUUGCGGGCGGUUUGACCUAGUGCACACUGGACUGAUGCUUUUUUACCUGGAGUGGGUUUUUCAAUGGUUUUGUUUGUUUGUUUGUUUUUUCCCCCAUUGAAUCGUAGAACACAACAAUAAAACAUUGAUGCUGGUUUACA